Molecule: messenger RNA, 5355 nt
Organism: Zychaea mexicana
Lineage: Eukaryota; Fungi; Mucoromycota; Mucoromycetes; Mucorales; Lichtheimiaceae
Exons: 8
Coding region: 1-5355 (1784 amino acids)
Molecular function (GO): protein binding
Source: RefSeq, a predicted model, not a curated record
AUGGGUAGCAAUCAGAGCAAGCAAAUCCACCAUAAGCGGAUCACAACGUCUACUACUGCUACUUCGCCAUCUGCGGUCGCACCACAUACCAACCACGGCAGACGCUCGCGAUCUCCGCAUCAGCUUCAUGGACAGCAGGAACAGCCGACGCCGCAAGCAGUAGUAACUACAACAGCAGGAGAAACGCCUCAUGCGACUGCUAUUCGUGCCAAUGGAAAGCAGCUACUGCCAACGACCGAGCCACCCAGUUCAGCCUUGUCAGGUUGUACAACCAGGCACGGGACGGCUGAUCCGACGAUGAGUUCAAAUUAUAAUGACACGACAACACCACGAUCUCGACGCUCAUCCUCUUCGGCCCGUCAAAAAUACCAUCCCUGCCACAACCAUCAUUACAGCAGCCAGCAGCACCAGCGCACAAUGGACAGUGGCUACUCUGGCAGCCGAUGGUCCAGUACACUGUUCUCACAUGCGCCACAGACGACUUCAUCAAGCAUCACCACCGUUUCUACGCUCAGCUGGAUCUGCGUGCAGGAAGAAGAAGAACAGCAACUUCAACUGCAAGAGCAGCAGCAGCAGCAGCACUAUCAGGACGCCAGGACAAACAAUGCCAUUGCGCUCAUUACUUCUACUUCUCCCGGUAGCGCAACUGAUCACCUGCUACUGCAACAGCAACUCCAAUCGCCACCACCGUAUUAUUGUUAUCCGCAUCCCGAAGUUGACGAACAUGACAAUAGCAACAAUCAGCGCAACAAUGUCCAUGAUGAGAUUGGCGUCUCGACCGAACGCGUAUUACAAAUGCUGGAACGAUCGCCCCAGGACACGUACAGAAUCCUGGAUUAUUCGUUCGCCAAGGCACGGUUAUUGCAGGAUUCGGAUGACCAGGCCAAGGCAUUUCACGCCGCGCUCAGGUGGAGCCAGCGAGAGCCCCUGGAUGACGACGAUAACAGCAACGAUGUUGCGGCGGUAUGGGUUGCCCGGUGCUACAUGGACGGAUUCGGCACAACCAAGAAUCCCGUCGCUGGAUUUGCUCAGCUCAAGAUAUUAGUCGAUCGUGGCUGUUGGCAGGCAUUUUAUCCACUCGCCAUGUGCUAUCUUGAAGGCGUGCGGAAUGCGCAAGGUCAAGUUGUUCAACCUGUCGACAAGGAAAUCGCCUACCAAUGGUUCUCAACCGUAGCCCAGCUGGAUCUCAAGAACAAGGAUCCUUCGUCCUCAGCAUUGCCGAUCAUUGCUCUUGCCCAGUUCCGUGUGGGCUCAUUGUUGGUUGAUGAAGAUCCAAAGGCUGCUUUCCAAUGGUUUUUAAAAAGCGCCACGCGUGGUAAUAUGCAUGCACAGUAUAUAGUAGGCGUGCAUUAUGAGUUUGGCAUCCAAGUGAACAAAGAUCUCAGCAAGGCCAAGGAAUACAUGCUUGAAAGCGCCAUGCAAGAUUUCGCCCAUGCACAGGCUGCGCUCGGUAUCCUUUUGGUGAAUGCACAUGAAUACGAAGAAGGCAUUCUUUGGCUAGAGCGUGCUGCAUCAACUGAUAAUCCUCGCGCGCUGUUUCGACUGGGUCUCAUGUACGAAGAAGGCAUUGGCGUGGAACAAAGCAACGAGACAGCCGCCUUUUAUUUCAAAGCAGCUGCCAACCGUGACAAUGCAGCCGCCCAGUUCCAGUUGGCAAUCAAAUACCAUUUCGGCGGCCUUGGACUGCGACCGAAUGCACAAGAAGCCGAUCGGUAUCUCCGCAUGAGCGCAAAGGCAGGUUAUUCCAGAGCACAGCGACAUCUUGGAUUAAUGUACUUGGAACGAGGUCCGCACAACCAGCAUAGACACAACAAGAACAACAAGUUGGCAGUUGAAUGGUUUUUCCGAGCAGCGGCACAAGGCGAUGUGAUGGCAUAUGUUUUAGUUGGCGAAUGUUUUGAACAUGGACGCGGUGUCGAAGCAAACCAUGCUACUGCUCUAGAGUACUACACCAAAGCAGCAUCCAUCUCCAGUAUACAUCAAGGAAAAGCACAGUUAGCGACGGCAGAAUUGAUGCUCAAACACAGACAAACAGCUGAUGCGUUUGGAUGGUUCGUCCGUGCGUCAAAAAGCGCCGAGUGUAUCCAAGAGCAACAGCAACAAGACACUGAGGUCCUGCGUUCAUGUACCAAGUGUCGUGCCAAGCUGAUGGUGGCGCGUUACUAUUUACAUGGAUGGGGCAAUGUACAACGCGACCAACAACGAGCGUACUUGAUGCUUCACGAGCUCGCUGAUGCCAACGAUCGCGAUUAUUAUGCGCAUUACUGGUUGGCCACGUGUUACUUGGAGGGUAUCCCCAAUGUGUGUGAGGUUGAUCAUGCCACUGCGUACAAGCACUACCGGAUGGCUGCUGAAAUGGGUUACGUCGAGGCAGAGUUCCAGGUCGGUCUAAUGCUAUCGAACGGUACAGGCGUAUCAUGUGACCGUUCCGAAGCUUUUGAAUGGUACAGGAAGGCCGGCGACAAAGAUUACCAUCCCGCAUUAUACAAUCUCGGACUAUGGCAUCUCAGCAUCAAGGACAUGCCUAAAGCUGCAGAAUAUUUCGAAAAAGCAGCAUAUCUGGGCAAUGCAGCCGCCAUGGAAGGUUUAGCGUCGAUUUACCUCAAAGAGUCAUCUGCCCCUGUCUCGUCAUUGGAUCGCCAUCGCAUCCGGCUGCAGCAGCAGCGUCGUAAGCAGGCCAUUCAGUGGUUCAAGAAGGCCGCGGAACUCGGCAACCGCACAGCACAACGCGAGCUCGGAAAGCUGCAUGGCACAGGCCAAGGAAUCGCACGCAAUUACGAACGCGCAUUUGGAUUGUUUGGUCAGGCAGCUGCCCAGAACGAUCCCGAAGCAACAUUAUUGCUAGGAAGCUAUUACGAACAAGGCCGGGCGGUAGAGAAGGAUGCAGAGCACGCGCUUCGCUUAUACUUGAAAGCAGGUCGAUUAGGUUCGCCAGUAGCACCAUUUGCAGCAGGUCAGCUGUAUCAUUUGCUGAACCGGCAUCAAGAGGCCUAUGCUCAGUAUCGUAUUGCCGCACAAGAUACUCGCUUGAACGGAGAAAUGGUUGGAAAGUCUGCUACAUUAAUGCUCGCUAGAUACAUUCUCAGCUAUAUUCCUGUCAAUAUGGAGAAUGACGGCAUGCUUGGAAACGUGACCAAAGAACAAGCCUUUACCAUGCUCGAGCGCCUUGCCACCGUCGAAGAGUUUGUCCCUGCAUUCUACUGGUUGGGGGACUGCUUCCAGCAUGGUCGCGGUACACCUAUGGACCUAACACAAGCCUUAAUGUGGUUCCAGCGCUCUGUGGAUGAAGCUCAAGACGUGGAUGCAAUUGUGCAACUUGCAGGCAUGUACGACCAAGGUACGGGCGUAGCGAUCAAUAAACGCCGAGCAUUUGAUCUAUAUAGACAAGCUGCGGAACACAACCAUGCAGAAGGCCAGUACCAUCUCGGACUUGCGCAUUGGCGUGGAUUGCACGGCAUGAUUGUCAACCAAAUUGAGGCAACACGCUGGUUUACUCUUUCAGCUGCUCAAGGAUUUGGCGAAAGUCACUGGGCCAUGGGCCAAAUGGCGUUUGAAAUUGGCGACCAUCACUUGGCACGCGAACAUUGGGAACACGGACGGCGACUAGAACAUCCGCUCUGUAUCCGUUCUUUGGCACAGCUCUUAUUGAAUAACGAACAGCCAUCGGCCGAACAGGCAACUGAACUUCUUACCCAAGCUGUCAUGUUGGGCGACUUGGAUUCCCUGGUUGCUCUUGGCCGUGUGCACCAUACCAAAGCAACGGUUGCCGGACAACAGUUUGCUUCCUUGAUCGCUACCUCACCUCCCGCUUCAACAGCACAAAAAGAUGCCGAUAAUAGUAAUAUGAGCAGUAGCAGCAAUGGCAAUGACAACAGCGACGAUAGCAACGACGACACAUCAGCCAUGUUGCUACAGCAACAGCAGGAAGCACUUGAAUCUGCAACUCAGUGCUUUGAGCAGGCUGCAAUGACAGGCCAUGUGGAGGCUAUGUUUCUUGCUGGCCAGAUAUGGCAUGAGCAGAAGCAGUACGCAGCUGCGCACGAAUAUUAUGACCGCGCUGCAAACCAAGGCCAUUUGUUGUCACGCGUUAUGCGCGCACGUUAUAGGCUCGCGGGCGGUUUAGGAGGUGUAGAAGCUGAUCCCAAAGCUGGUUAUCAGGAACUGAUGGAGUGUGCACAAAUGGACAAUGGCGUCGAUGCUUACCAUUCAAUCGGUCAAUGUUACGAACUCGGUCUAGGUAUCCAACAGGAUUAUCAAGAGGCAUUUGAAUGGUAUGUCCGAUCCGCAGAAGCCACUGGUGAUGCAGAAGCUCUAGUAUGUAUCGGACGAUUGUUCGCCAACCGAUCAAUUCAACACUCACAACAACACGCCGACAUGGAAGCCAUGCAAUGGUUCAAGCUUGCCUGUGUAUACGACAACCACUCAAAAGCACAUUAUCAGCUUGGCAUGUAUUAUCUACAAGGCAUCCGCAACGAAUCCAGCAACGACAACGAAGAAUACUUACUCGCUCCUAGCCGAUAUGCUGCAUUACAACAUUUUGAACAAGCUGCACUGCAACAAGACCGGGACGCCAUGUUCCAACUCGCGAACCUGUUCCUGGAUCUUGACGCUUCUGAUGCAGUCCAAUGGAUGGACCGCGCUGCCCAAUUAGGGUCACCGGACGCUUUGCGGGAAUUGGGCAAAUUAUACUAUGCCGGCCGGAUCGUAGACCAAGACUUUGAACGCGCAUUCGAUCUGUUUUUGCGCGCAGCACAGUUAGACGAUGCCGACGCUGCCAUGCUAGUAGGCAAGUUUUACGAGCACGGUAUUACGAUGGCUGCGGAUCUGGAUCAAGCACGGUAUUGGUACGAGCUGGCGAUCCAAGCGGGUCACGGCUGGGCUGCGGAACUGGCAUUGGCACUAUUGCUACACCGUGCAGAGGACCAAGGCGAAGCCUAUCUUUUGUUCCGUGCCGCAGCUGUCCAUGCGUUUACUCCCGAGCAGCGUAUGACGCCGGAUAUCAUGAUUGCAUUGUAUCACCUUCACGGGUGGGGUAAUGCGAUUGUUCAAGAAGAACCGGCUGUGGCUACUCUGUUAGCCUAUGCGCGCGCGGGCCAUGCUCGUGUGUACUACCAAAUCGCGCGUUGCUACGAAACUGGACUGGGCGUCCAGCGCGAUCUGUCCGAGGCAUUCCGCUGGUACAGCCAGCUCGAAGCAUUUGCAAGCAACCACGAGGAUACGGACGAAGAGCUAGAUCAAGAUGUCACGCAUGCCUUGCUUCGACUUGCAGAAUUUCAUCGACAUGGAUGGAAAACAGUGAAAAACACCGAGAGAGCGGAUCAACUUUUACAACUCGCUUCAGAACGAACAUUAUGA